Molecule: messenger RNA, 1209 nt
Organism: Penicillium cosmopolitanum
Lineage: Eukaryota; Fungi; Ascomycota; Eurotiomycetes; Eurotiales; Aspergillaceae
Exons: 2
Coding region: 1-1209 (402 amino acids)
Source: RefSeq, a predicted model, not a curated record
AUGGUCCACCCUGGUGGUACGAAUGAUGUUGUCAUCACGUCGCAAGAUACUCUCAACGAGACGAUAUCCAACCACAGCUCUAACCAGGCUGCAACUCCUCUGUCAGCUGGUGAUGCCGAGCAGCUCUCAGUCUCUGUGUACAAUAAUUUCCAGAGCGAUUCCAUCCACAUCUAUAUCACUGGACUCGAUUCCGAUGGGAACAUUGUCUGUCUUACACCUAGUGGAAGUUGGUAUACUCCAACAGGCGAUAGCAGCUCCACGACUCUCCAAGAAAUCACGGAAGAUAUUGCCAUCCCUAUUGGUGCUUAUGGAUCAACUACUUCCCUUACCCUCCCGAGCUAUAUUUCAUCGGGUCGCAUCUGGGUCGCAGCUGGUGACUUGACAUUCUGGACUGUAAUAUCUGCCACUGGUGCUCUAUCUCUUGUUGAACCAUCUGCAGUCAACCCGGAUGAUCCUAGUGCAAACGUCAACUGGGGAUUCGUUGAGCUCACAACAGAUUCUAGCGGUAUUAUGGUCAAUCUUAGCUAUGUCGACUUCGUUGGUCUCCCGCUUAGUAUUGAGAUUCAGGGCAGUGAUGGCACCCAAACAGCUCUCGGUGUGUCAGCAGAUGCUUUAUCAUCUAUUUGCAGCGACUUGGCUACACAAGCAUCCUCAGAUGGUCAGCCCUGGAACGAACUCUGCAUGACUGACACUAGCGGCAACCUCCUCCGCGUUAUCGCUCCUUACGACUAUAUAAGCCUAGAGCCAGAUGCUUUUGAUUCCUACUGGACGAGCUAUGUCUCUGAUGUCUGGUCUCAAUACGAGAGCACGCCCCUGACAAUCGAUACUCAGGCUGUAGCUGGCCUGGUAAACUGCGCAGUGUCAAGCGGUAUCUUGAACUGCGACGGUGACAACCGAGGCUAUGCACAGCCAGUCGCCAGCGAUAUCUUUGGUUGCAAUAGCGGUUCAUUUGCAAUUGAAUCAAGCGACAAUGAAAUCCAUCAAGCUUUGGCGGGGAAUGUAGAACCGAGCCUCGAUUCGAGCUCUUACUACACGACAUCACCGACAGACUACUACAGCAAGAGUGUGCAUCAACAUGAGGCUGACGGGAAGGGAUAUGCCUUUGCUUAUGACGAUGUGACUCCUGAUGGCGUGCCAAAUGCCUCUGGUCUCCUUUUCGACCCGAACCCCACUUUUCUCACUAUCACUGUGGGUGGAGCAACGUCCUAA